Messenger RNA from Iphiclides podalirius (scarce swallowtail), 1623 nucleotides. NCBI's taxonomy places the organism in Eukaryota, Metazoa, Arthropoda, Insecta, Lepidoptera, Papilionidae. The record is from the annotation of a GenBank genome assembly.
AUGCAUAACGUGAACACCGUGAAUAGAGACACGAAUGAAGAGACUAGAGAAAAGUACAGGGAAGUUAUUGGACUGAAUCUCUGCCCAGACUCACAUCUAUGCUAUGUCUGUUGUCAUAUCUUGAACAAAAUUGCAUUAUUCCGCUCAAUAUGUUUAAAACGAAGUCUGGAAUACCCAAUGUUGUUCAGCGAGAAGAGUGUGUUGAAUCUGCAAAUGAGCGAUAUGGAGCUGCAUAUACAGUGCCCAGAUGAGACAUGCCAAGGGAUUGACAGUGGGAAAUGCUACCAAAUAAACUAUGACACUGAAUGGAACAAUGAUGACAUUCUAUACAAUGAUGAGAACCAACAGUAUGUGAAACUGGAAGAAGAGAAUGAUUGUAAACAUCCUGAUGAUUUUACAUUGAACAUGGCCUCAGAUAAGGGGUGCUUGGGUCCAUUUGAUACGGAAGUUAAGACUGAAAAUAGAAUGGAAAAUACAUUGACAUUAAACCAAACAGAUGUGGGUGAUAUAGAAUACACUACUCUCCAGGAAUACGAUGAUGUGGAUGAUCAUCAGAAUGAUGUUAAUCAAUCACCAUACCAUAAUGAGACUGAUGAUAAAUUGGAAAUAACAGCUGAUGACCCUGAUGUGGGACAAAACGCUGCCGAUGGCGCUAUAGAGGUGGACAAAAAGAAGAACAAAUCGAGGACAAAGAAAAAGAGUUUCCAGAAGAUCAUGCUGAGCUUAGAUGAACAAAAGGCUGAGUUGGAAACAAAUAGAAGAGGGAAGAAGUAUGUGGAGGCGGAAUUCAAGUGCUACAACUGUGCUUUGGGGUUCUUAUUCAAGGAUACCUAUCAAGCACAUAUGAUGAGGCAUGAGGAGUCGAACGGCGAGCACCGCUGUACUUUGUGCACGCUGCGUUUCGCCUCGCCAUCGGUACUCCGCUCGCACGCGGCGCUCCACGCGGAGCGGCACCGGUGCUCGCUUUGCGGGCAGCUGGUGGGGCGGCGCUCCAGGCGGAGGCACGCGGCGCUCUGCCACGGCGCCUCCGCCCCCGAGGUGGCGUGCCACCUGUGCGCCGGCCUCUUCAGGGACUCGAGCGGCCUUCAGCAGCAUUUACGUCGAGUGCACAACCCCCGCGCCCCCCGCCCCUACCCGUGCGGCGUCUGCGGCGAGCAGUGCCGCGACCAGGCCGCCGUUAGGACCCACAUGCUGAAGCAUUUAAAGAAGAAAUUCGCGUGCGAUCGCUGUCCCGCGGUAUACAGCAGCCCGUACACGCUGAACAGGCACAAGAGGUCCCACGAGACAGCUGAGGAGAGGCACUUCUGCAGCUGCGGCCUCAGCUACGCCUCCAGGAAAGGCCUGCUCGCCCACAGGAGGAACAGCCUCGCCCACCAGCAGACCGUCUUCGAGUGCGCGAAAUGCUCCCGCGUAUUGCCCCACCGCCGCGCCUUAGAGGCCCAUGAGCGGAGGGCGCACUCAGAGGGGCGACGUGUGCACCCCAGCGCCCUCUGCAACAGGCCCCGCAAGCCUCCGGCGGAGCGCGUCUGCCAGUUAUGCGGCAAAAGAUUCAAGGGAAACAGCAAACUGAACCGGCAUCUGAAGGAAGUCUGCCAAAAAGCCAAGAUGGACGAGCUAAUAAAU